AUGCCUAUUCGAUUGAAGGAUACAGUGGACGAUGAGGCUAUAUUCCGAUCGGCUCCUAUGUCAUUGGUUCAAUUCUAUGUGACGAUCGAACUUGCUAGAGACGUUGUCUUUACGUUGGGGAAGUUAGGAGAUGUUCAUUUCCGUGAUUUGAACUCCAAACUUACACCUUUCCAAAGAACUUUUAUCAAUGAUUUAAGAACCAUUGAUGGAAUUGAGAGUCAAUUGACUUAUUUGAAAACCGUUAUGGAAAAGCAUAAUACCAUUAAAGGUGAUUUAUUCAAUAAUUUAACUGCUGAUAUCAAACCUUUACCUUCACAAUCAGAUGUUGAUGAUUUGAAAAUCAAGAUUGAGGACUUCUUUGAAAGGAUCAAACAUUUGGAUGAUUCAUUUAUUCAAUUGUCUAGUCAGAAGAUUAGAUUGAUCGAGAAUCGUCAUGUUUUAACCAGUAUAAAUGAUUUUCAUGCAUCCAAUAGAGAGAGUCGGAACUUAGGAGGUGAUUCAGCCUUUGCUGUAGAUUCAGAUCAUGAUGAUGAUAAUGUAGCGUUAUUAAAUGAUCGUAAUAAUGAAUUGGAAUUGGGUUUGGAAACUGCUGACUUACAAGAUACCGGAUAUAACUCAAUUUCUGGAACUAUAGCCACAGAAAAGAUUCCAUUAUUAAGAAAAAUCUUAUGGAGAACGUUAAGAGGUAAUUUAUAUUUAAAAGAUAUACCCAUUAAUGAUGAAAAACUAGAUAUAUAUGAGGAUGGUAAGCCAACUGAGAAAAGUGUUUUCAUCAUUUACAUUUAUGGUGAUAUUUUGAAACAAAGAGUGAAGAGGAUCGUUACUUCUUUGGAUGGUGUUCUUUUUGAUAACAUCUAUGGAAGUAAUGAAGCAAGAAUGCAAUCAUUAGAGGAAUUGAAUAGUAAAAUCACUGAUUUGGAUAAUGUUGUAGAAAGUACUAAAAAUCAUUUGAUAGCUGAAUUGAUGAUUUUACAAGAAGUUUAUACUGACUGGGUUUAUAAUAUUAAACGAGAAAAAUCCAUGUUUGAAACUUUAAAUAAAUUCGAUAUGGAUGGUACGAGACGUUGUCUUGUAGGUGAAGGAUGGAUCCCUUCAAAUGAAUUUGAGAAGAUCCGUCGUUCGUUAAGAACUUUAAUCCAUUCAAAAAGUCAAGCAUCUAAUGGAUCACAAGAAGAAAUCGCUUUGGAUGCUAAUGGUAAUAAUCAUGAUUCCAAUCCAUUUAGUGAUCCUAAUGGGGCACCCUUGUUUGCUGUGGAUGAUGGAGAAAGUUUUGAGGAUUUGAACGACCAAUUAGUAGCGGUGGUCAAUGAAUUAAGUACAAAUAGAACUCCUCCAACUUAUCAUAAAACCAAUAAAUUGACAUCCGCUUUCCAAUCGAUUGUUGAUGCCUAUGGUGUUGCCACUUAUCAAGAAGUCAAUCCUGGUUUAGCCACGGUGAUAACCUUCCCCUUCAUGUUCGCUAUUAUGUUUGGUGAUAUCGGACAUGGGAUUAUUUUAACCCUUAUCAGUUUGUUCUUUGUUAAAAAUGAAAUCAAAUUCGGUGCCAUGAGAAGAAAAGAUGAAAUCUUUGAAAUGGCAUUCAAUGGUCGUUACGUUUUAUUGUUAAUGGGUGUUUUCUCCAUUUACACCGGUUUCUUAUAUAAUGAUAUAUUUUCUUUAUCAUUGACAUGGUUCAAAAGUGGAUGGGAAUUUAAAUAUCCUGAAGGUUAUGAUUUCGAUAAGGAAGGUGCUAUGUCUUUAACAGCUACCAAAGUUAAAGGUUAUACCUAUCCAAUUGGUUUGGAUUGGGGAUGGCACGGAGCUGAGAAUAAUUUACUUUUCACCAAUUCUUAUAAAAUGAAAUUAUCCAUUUUAAUGGGUUUCAUUCAUAUGAAUUAUUCAUUAUUCUUCAGUCUUGUUAAUUAUAGAUAUUUCAAUUCUGUAGUGGAUGUAAUUGGUAAUUUUAUUCCAGGGUUCCUUUUCAUGCAAAGUAUCUUUGGUUACUUAUGUAUUACUAUAGUUUAUAAAUGGUCUGUGGAUUGGAUUGGUCAAAAUAAACAACCUCCAGGAUUAUUAAACAUGUUGAUUAAUAUGUUCUUGUCACCAGGAAAUGUAGAAGAACAAUUGUAUCCCGGACAAGCAUUUGUUCAAAUAGUGUUGGUUUUAAUUGCCUUGGUAUGUGUUCCAUGGUUAUUAUUAUAUAAACCAAUCACUUUAAAUAAUAAAAAUAAGAAAGCCCAAGCUUUGGGAUAUAGUGAUUUGCAUUCUCAACGUAGACACAGUGUUGAAUUACAUGAAGAAGAAGAAGCUGUGAUGUCAUUUGAACUUGAUAGAGCUCAAAUCGAAGAAAAUGGUGAUGAUGAUGAUACUUUCGAUAUUCAUUCUGAAAUUUCAAAUAAUGAAUUCCAUUUUCCUAAUGAUAUCGAACCUUUACAUGCAUCUUCAGGUCAUGGAGAUCAUGAAGGUUUUGAUUUAGGUGAUAUUGUAAUUCAUCAAGUUAUUCAUACCAUUGAAUUCUGUCUUAAUUGUGUUAGUCAUACUGCUUCAUACUUAAGAUUAUGGGCCUUAUCUUUAGCUCAUAAUCAAUUAUCAAGUGUUUUAUGGUCAAUGACUAUAAAAAAUGCAUUCGGUUUGACAGGUACAAAAGGAGUGAUUAUGACGGUUAUAUUAUUUGGAUUUUGGUUUAUUUUGACGGUGUGUAUUUUAGUUUUGAUGGAAGGUACUUCAGCAAUGUUGCAUUCUUUAAGAUUACAUUGGGUUGAAGCAAUGUCAAAAUUCUUUGAAGGUGAAGGUUAUGCAUAUGAACCUUUUGAUUUCGAGAAUAUUGAUUUCGACUUUUAG
Molecule: messenger RNA, 2820 nt
Organism: Yamadazyma jaroonii
Lineage: Eukaryota; Fungi; Ascomycota; Pichiomycetes; Serinales; Debaryomycetaceae
Source: the annotation of a GenBank genome assembly